AUGGCUGCCGUCUCAACCGAGGAUACGCUAUCGCCGUUGAUCCAGAAAUGGCUCGAGUGGGACCAAGAUCCCGCCACGCGCGCGGAAAUUGAGAGCCUGCGAGAUUCUGGCGCUGUGAAAGAUCUGGAACAACGCCUUCAGAAUCGAAUCCAAUUCGGAACAGCGGGUCUCCGGGGCCGGAUGGGAGCGGGAUUCUCUUGCAUGAAUUCCCUGACAGUCAUCCAGGCAUCGCAGGGCCUGGCUAAGUACCUAAAGGACAAACAUGCGGGAAUUGCAUCCGGCGGUGUGGUCAUUGGCCAUGAUGCCCGCUACAACUCAGCCAAAUUUGCAGCCCUGGCUGCGAAUGCUUUCAUCGCCCUGGAGAUCCCUGUCUGGUUUUACUCUGAGCCUUCGGUGACACCAUUGGUCCCGUUUGGUGUGACCCAUCUGCAUGCUGCGGCGGGUAUUAUGAUCACUGCGAGCCAUAAUCCAGCGCAAGAUAACGGCUACAAAGUUUACUUCAAGAAUGGGGCUCAAAUCAACACUCCGAUGGAUGUAGAGAUUGCCCAAUCGAUCGUGGAAAACUUGGUCCCAUGGCCUGAAGCCUGGAAAUGCCAGAAAGCGGGUGAAUAUCUGCACACUCAAGCCUACCAGGAUAUUCUGCCCCAGUACACUAAGACUGUUUGGCAAUAUGCCAAAUCCACCGUGACCGAAUGGGCACCUCCGAGCUCUUUUGUAUACACUCCUUUGCACGGUGUAGGCGGCUUGGUUUUCCCAGGCUUGUGCAAGUCUCUUGGCAUAGAUAAUCUUGUCCCUGUGGCCGAACAGAUCCAGCCAAAUGCCGACUUUCCCACAGUAUCAUUUCCGAACCCUGAGGAGGCUGGAGCUUUAGAUCUUGCUAUGCAAACAGCAGACAAAGAGGGGAAGAGCCUUAUUGUCGCCCAUGAUCCCGAUGCAGACCGCUUUGCUGCUGCUGAAAAAGUGAAUGGAGUGUGGUUCCCUUUCACAGGAAAUCAUGUGGGGGCUCUUCUGGCAUCUCAUCUCUUUGAAUCUCUAAGGCACAAAAAUGAUCACCCCCGGAUUGCCGUUCUGAACUCCACUGUUUCCUCAAGCAUGCUGGAGAAGAUGGCGGCAGCCAACGGGAUUCACUUCGAAGAAGCAUUAACCGGCUUCAAGUGGAUGGGUAACAUCGCUCGGAGACUUGAGCAAGAAGGGUACUAUGUUCCUUAUGCAUUUGAGGAGGCUCUUGGAUACAUGUUCCCGGACGUCUGCUACGAUAAGGAUGGUAGUACAGCAGCCAUGGUCUUCUUAUCGGCUGAAGCCGAAUGGAGAGCACAGGGGCUGACGCCGUACACGAAGCUACAGCAGCUUUUUAAGGAGUUUGGGCACUACGAGACUCUCAAUACCUACUUCCGGUCUCCCAGUCCGGCGAUCACGGCUGACUUGUUCCGCGCUAUCCGGGGUGGCCCUUAUCAAACGGAAAAGUCCUUGGGGCCAUUUAAGAUCUUGAGGUGGCGUGACAUGACAGAGGGCUAUGACUCUGGGACCCAGGAUAACAAACCAACGCUACCGGAAGACAAGUCUAGUCAUAUGUUGACUUUAUGGCUGGACCGGGACGUCCGAUUUACCAUCCGUGCGUCGGGCACUGAGCCAAAAGUCAAGGUAUACAUUGAAAGCUGCGGUGCUUCUCGUGAGCAGGCCACAGACGCUGUCUGUGACACAUUCUUGGCUGUACUAAAGGAAUGGAUCCAUCCCUUCGCGCCAUCGAUGACAUACAGCAAACAGUUGCCUACAUCUUCCGGACACGUUUAUGCUGUUCCCCAAUGA
Aspergillus tanneri is the source of this 1806-nucleotide messenger RNA. RefSeq names its product phosphoribomutase PRM15 (gene PGM3). The record is from RefSeq and is a predicted model, not a curated record. Gene Ontology annotation, molecular function: magnesium ion binding; phosphopentomutase activity. Lineage: Eukaryota; Fungi; Ascomycota; Eurotiomycetes; Eurotiales; Aspergillaceae. Bases 1 to 1806 code for a protein of 601 amino acids. Gene Ontology annotation, biological process: purine ribonucleoside salvage; carbohydrate metabolic process. The transcript has 10 exons.